Chiloscyllium plagiosum (whitespotted bambooshark) is the source of this 1200-nucleotide messenger RNA. It is a transcript of the gene nmba, whose product is annotated as neuromedin Ba. Gene Ontology annotation, biological process: neuropeptide signaling pathway; positive regulation of hormone secretion. NCBI's taxonomy places the organism in Eukaryota, Metazoa, Chordata, Chondrichthyes, Orectolobiformes, Hemiscylliidae. The record is from RefSeq and is a predicted model, not a curated record. Gene Ontology annotation, cellular component: neuron projection. Gene Ontology annotation, molecular function: neuromedin B receptor binding; neuropeptide hormone activity.
CUGUAAUGUCUUUUCCCCUUGAUUUCCAGCCUUUAUCUAAUCCCCCCCCCAGCCCAGGGGGAAGUACAUUGCAGCGACAUAGCGGCACAUUUGGCCCAUUCACGAACGGGCUCUAACCCAGGUCGGUUCUCGGAGCUGGAAUUCACUCUGUCCAGGGUAGGGCUGAGCUACUCUGGGGGAUUUCAAUCCCCCAGUUACCCCCUCUCCUCGAUCCUCACUUUGCUCCUUUCACUCUCUCUCUCUCUCUGAUUCUCUCUCUGUCUGUGGCUUUCUGUCAAUGUGUUCCCCUCUCCCCCUCCCCUUCCCCCGCCCCUGCCCACCCCCCUCAGCGCCGCCCACCGCAGCCGUCAGCUGCCCCGGGUAUAAAACCCAGCUCCCGGGCCAUGAAGCGGCCAGUCAGAGGCAGGAGUACCCGGGAGAGACUCAGACAAGGCACCCACAUACCUAUACACACCACCUCCUCCCCACACACACACAGAGGCAGAGAAACAGGACCGGCGCUCUCCCUCCCCAUGGCUACACCCUCUGUCCACAGUAUGGGGCACCUCAGUUUGCUGCUUUACCUGGUCGUGUUCUCUUGGUUGUCUGUCACCGCCUCAGUCAGCCUGGACCUCACCGAACUCAGGAACAAAGUUUCCAAAAUCAAAGUCAACCCGAGGGGGAAUCUGUGGGCAACAGGACACUUUAUGGGCAAGAAAAGCCUCUUUGACUAUCCAGAGGGAUACAAUGCCUCUCCAGCGAGACUCUCGCUGGAGCCCUCUGAUGCUGCCAGGGAUUUGCAGAAUCUGUUCAUCCUGAAGAUGCUGGACAGCGGCCUGCCCCAGGAACAAGGAGGAAACCAGCUCACCCUCAACACUGUCACUGAGGGUACGGGAUUAUUAAUGAAGAUUAUUGAGAGAUAUGUGAAAAAUAGUGAGAAGUGACAAACAUCCUGAACUCUUGUAAGGGAAAUCAAUAUUUGCAGAUGUGAGUGAGAUGGUCUGUGUUUGGAAGGAAGGAGUGGAGAAUGUGGGUAUUUUAAUGUAACAAUAGUGUGUUUUCAUCUCCUGUAUUUCAUGUAUUGUUACUUGUACAUUGUCUUAUUGGUAUAUUAAAGAGGCAGCAAGGACUAUUCUAUAUUUUUCUGAUGUUUUUGCAUUGUUAUACCAUUUUAAUGUAACCUGAAGGUUAUUUGUGGUGAAUAAAGAAUAUAUUGUUUAA